GGGCCACCAAACAGGAUACUGGUGGUGCCAGGGAGGCGUUGGGCACAGGAGAAAUCGGGUCCCUGGUUUUUAUUGGUGAGGGAAGGACAGCCUCGAAUCCAGGAAGAGAACCUGCUUCUAGAGGGCGGUCAGGGGAGAGGAAAGCCCCACCCAGACUUGUGUUUGCCCGGCUCUGUGUAUUCAGCCAGUAGGCUCCGGGUGAGGAAGCACAGGGCAGCCUGCCCGGCUCAGUUGGCAGCUGGGCACUGGGCAGCACCAGCUGGAGACACGGCACUCCGAGCAGAAGCAGCUCCAGGUGACACCAGGGGACUGAAGACACUCCCACCAGGGGCUCAGCAGGAACAAUGGGUAACCAAAUGAGUGUCCCCCAAAGGACUGAAGAUCAAGAGAAUGAAUCGGAAACAGAUACUCACAAGGGGGCAUCUGGGAGCGGGUGUGCUCAGAACGGGAUGCCGGUGAUUAUAUCAACCCACACGGUUCAACUCUACGACGAAGUUGAUCUGGGAAUAAGUGUCCAGGAGGAUAAUGUGGCCACUUCUUCUCCCAAGACAAUGGAGAUCAGCGCUGUUGCGGAUGCCAGCGGAAAGAAUCUUGGGAAGGAGGCCAAAGCCGAGGCACCAGCUGCUAAAUCUCGUUUUUUCUUGACACUCUCUCGGCCUGUACCAGGACGUACCGGAGACCAAGCCACGGAUUCAUCCCCUGGGUCAGUGAAGCUUGAUGUCAGCUCCAGUAAAGCGCUAGGGAACAAAGACCCGAGUGAGCCCAUGGCACUUCCGGUGGCAGCUGCAUCGGGGCGAGACCCAGAUAAAACCCCCGGGCAGACCCCGGCCCCGUGGGGACCAGCGCCGAGUCCACCUGAGGCCGGGGGAGCAGCCCCCUCCAAGCCGAAGGACUCCGGCUUCUUUGACAAACUCUUCAAACUGGACAAGGGACGGGAAAAGGCACCGGGGGCCGGCCAGCAGGAAGCCCGGAGCGCGGAGCAUCACGACCAGGCCGUCGAAAGUCCUGCAUCAUCCCCACAGGCAGACGAUGUCCCUGCAGAGACGGACCUAGUGGACGGCAAGGGAAACGCAGGACAGGAAAUCCCAGCUGAGAGCUGCUCUGUCCCCAGGGACCCUGCAGAGCUGGAGAUUGCAAAGGAGGAGCCCCCGACAGAGAAUAAUAACUCCAUCAUGAGCUUCUUUAAAACUCUGGUUUCGCCUAACAAAGCUGAAACAAAAAAAGAUCUGGAAGACACGGCAUCCAAAGCAGAAAAUGUCUGUGAUGGACCAGCGGGGCAGAAGACAUCCGAGAUCCAGGCUAAAGGCGCCAAGAAAAAGCACCUGCAUAGCCCCAGGCUAGGACUUGCCUUUAGAAAAGUCUUUAGGCAUAAGGGCGCUGAAAAGUCACCCUCCGCUUCAGCCGACCUCAAGUCGGACAGAGCCAACGUUACGGCCCAGGAGCCUCAGGGGGCCGCCAAGACUUCUGCAUCCACCGAAACAACAAAGGAAGGCACCAAGGAAAAGGGGGGCCCCGCCUCUCUGCCUCUGAGCAAACUGUUCUGGAAAAAGUCAGCUAAAGAGGAUUCAGUUCCCACAGGUGCAGAGGAGAAUGUGGUGUGUGAAUCACCCGUAGAGGUUGUAAAGUCCGAGGAGGUAGAAUCCGCCCUACAAACCGUGGAUCUCAACGAAGACGAUCACACCCCCGAACCCGCAGAAGCGACGCCCAAGAGGGAAGAUCGCAAAGCACCCAGACCCUCCCUGAUGGCGUUUCUCAGGCAGAUGUCAGUGAAAGGGGAUGGAGGGAUCACGCCCUCGGAAGACAUAAAUGGGACGGACGCCCGCUACCAAACAUCGGACGCCACGGAGAAGGCCGUCCCGCCGCCGCCAGAGCCGGACCCAGCAGCUGCCGCCCCAAAGGGCAAAGAGCCCUCCUCCAAGGACAAGAAGGCGGCCACCGAGCCCAACAAGCAGAAGAGCAACAAGCAGGAAGCCAAAGAGCCGGCCCCAAGUGCGGAGCCCGCCUCGGUGGAGGCCAACUCGCUGCCGAAUGGGGACAAGUCCCAGAAGAGACCCGAGAAGCGGCGGCAGUCCCUCGGGGGCUUCUUCAAGGGCCUGGGACCAAAGCGGAUGUUGGAUGCUCAAGUGCAAACUGACCCCGUAUCCAUCGGACCAGUUGGCAAAUCCAAGUAAACAAAUCACCUUGGUUCCCAAGUUCUGCCACCAAGAUGUCUUCUUCCUACUCCCCAAAUCCACUCCGUGUACAUAUCUUUUCUUCUGAUGGCCAUCAUAUGAAAUUCUGCCUACACAUUAGGUCUGAGCUGUUGUAUAUUGAGGUGUAUUAUUUACGUCUCUGGUCCAGUCUUUCCUGGUAAAUAGUUGUAAAGAUGGUUUAGCAGGUUAACUAGCCAGGUCAGAAGGGUUGAUGGGUGCCAAGCAGGGUGGGAGAGGGGUGGAGGGCUGCAUUCUGGUUAGGUCAUGAAAAAUGACAGUGACAAGUCAGUUACAGAAGGAACAAUGCCUGCUGGAAGGAAUGAAGCUUGGUAGUAAAUACAUGCUCAUCCUUUAAGCUUGAGGAGAGAAGUAAGUUCACGUUUCAAGGAGGGAGAACGUUGUUGUGGGCUCUGUGUUGGGAGGUGGCCAAUUUUCUGGAAUGGAAUGUGUGGGGAAUGAAAAAAGAAUGAAUAAGAAUUGUUUUUCAAAUAGGAUCCUUGAACGUUAUUGACAAGAGGGAAAAGAUUGACUGGAGAGGGCUUGAAAUGAUUUGGGAAAACAAUUGCUUUUUGAGGCUCAGUGACCAAGGCGAGGAUUCCAACUUGAAAAACAAAACAAAACAAAAUAAAUGAAGUUGCAGAUUUAUUUUGCAACACUAGGGGGCGCCAAGGUCUCCGUUUUAAUCCUGCAUCCUGUAUCCCUAACAAAGAUUUGGUCUCUGCAAUCUUACAUUAUUAAUGUUUCUCAGAUGGCUGAGGGGCUUGCUUCAUCUGUUCUGUCUGACACUUAUCUCAAGUCUGUCUGUAAUUUCCUAAUGUUCUCAGGAUGUGCUCUGAUAAAACCCUCCCCCUAACCCCAGUUAAUAAUAAAAAUUUACAGAUUAUUCAAAUACCUGAGUUUUUUUUAAUACGUGUGCAGAGGAGUAAAUAGGACCACGAGUCUAUUAAAAUGUAAUUCAGAGUAGCCAGAUGAUGGACUGAUAUCAUGUAUACUGUACCUUUUUCUGAUUUAAUAAAAAAAAAUACAUUUA
Sus scrofa (pig) is the source of this 3222-nucleotide messenger RNA. NCBI's taxonomy places the organism in Eukaryota, Metazoa, Chordata, Mammalia, Artiodactyla, Suidae. The record is from RefSeq and is a predicted model, not a curated record.